Messenger RNA from Coregonus clupeaformis (lake whitefish), 3359 nucleotides. Its product is annotated as interphotoreceptor matrix proteoglycan 2-like. Gene Ontology annotation, biological process: visual perception. The coding region runs from base 709 to 1980 and encodes 423 amino acids. The record is from RefSeq and is a predicted model, not a curated record. Gene Ontology annotation, molecular function: hyaluronic acid binding; heparin binding. The transcript has 8 exons. Lineage: Eukaryota; Metazoa; Chordata; Actinopteri; Salmoniformes; Salmonidae.
GAGCCAACCAGUCCAAUAGAGGUUGAACUCCCCACAGUCGCAGAGUCACCUACCUUCAUAGACGUGGAGCUGUUCACAGUCAAAGAGUCCAUCUUCGAUAUGAUCACCGCCGAACCACCAGAGAUCGAAGCCUUCACCGACAGACCUUUACUCUUGGUGCCCGAUCCUGAGGAUGAAGGUGGAGAGGUGGAGAUCUUGGAGGAAAAGGGGGCGAAGGUCGCAGAGCCCUUGGCCAGACUACUCCCAGCCCGUUGACAUCUCAGAGGAGGACCUAGCUGAGGAUGAAAUCCUUGUUGUGGCUGUAGCUACAGCAGCCCCGGAGGUCAUAGAGUCUCAUAGCAUCUUAUCCCCCGAGAAGGAAUCUCCCUUCACUCGUAUAGCCGACUCUGUACCAGAAGAGGAGGAAGCCACACACCAUCCAGCCACCACAGAAAUAGCACCACAUGAUGACAUUGAAGUUGACCAUGAAACACUUGAAAUCUCUGAGACACCUGAAAUCGCCCCAACGAUCCUACCUCCAUUCUUCCAGCCCACAUUCAGACCCACAGAAAACCUGCUUGAGGCAGCAGAAGAAGAGUCAGAUUUAGCAUUGAAGAUGUUAGCAUUGAAGAUGGAGAUGUUAGCAUUGAAGAAGGAUAUUUUAGCAUUGACGAUGGAGAUGUUAGCAUUGAAGAUGGAGAUGUUAGCAUUGAAGAUGGAGAUGUUAGCAUGGCGCUAGCACCCACUUCCCCAGAUCACGACACAUAUGACCUAGAAGUCGGCACUUCAAUCCACGCGGUUGAAGACUACGGACCAGACUCCCCCACGCCGGAAACUGACCUCACCUUCAACGUGUACGACGGGUCGAGUCACAUGGACGGGGACAGCAGCGGGUACUCCAGCAUCGCCCACGGGUCAGACGUGGGCAGCAUCGCCAUGGCGACCAGCCCUGGCAAGGAUCUGAUGGUGUUCUUCAGCCUAAGGGUGACCAACAUGAUGUUCUCUGAGGACCUCUUCAACAAGAGUUCCACAGAGUACAAAGCCCUGGAGCAGAGGUUCCUCGAACUGCUCGUCCCUUACCUGCAGUCCAACCUCAGCAACUUCCAGAACCUGGAGAUCCUGAAUUUCCGUAACGGCAGCAUCGUGGUGAACAGCAGGGUGAAGUUUGGGAAGCCCGUCCCUCGGGGCGUCACCAACACUGUCUACCUUAUCCUAGAGGACUUUGCUAACUCAGCCUUCCAAACCAUGAACCUCGCCAUAGACAAAUACUCACUGGAUGUGGAAUCAGGCAACCAGGCAGACCCCUGCAAGUUCCAAGCAUGUAAUGAGUAUUCGAUGUGCACGGUGAACCGCUGGUCCGGGGAGGCGGAGUGUGUGUGUGACGCGGGUUACUUCAGCGUGGACGGACUGCCGUGCCAGAGUAUCUGUGGCCUGCAGGAGGACUUCUGUCUCAACGAUGGGAAGUGUGAUGUCAUCCCUGGCAAGGGAGCCAUCUGCAGAUGUCGUGUAGGAGAGAAUUGGUGGUACCGCGGGGAACACUGUGAGGAGUUUGUGUCAGAACCUCUGGUGGUGGGCAUCGCCAUAGCGUCAGUGGCUGGCUUCCUAUUGGUGGCCUCUGGGGCAAUCUUCUUCCUGGCCAGGACUCUGAAGGACAGUUAUGACAAGGAGGAUUCAGAGGACCCUCUACGGGAUCGGGACAGUGUGCCAUCCUUAGAGAGAGCCACCAAGUUCAACCCCAUGUAUGAGAGUGAUGUGGCCACCGCAGAGUACUACAGACGGUACGAAGACGACGUCCCGCACCACAGUACGGGCAGCGCAGACACCUCUGUGGACGUCUGCAGUGACGAGAUACUCCACAUCUACGACAACUCCGAGCUCACCAGAGAGCAAAUUCAGGACCGCCUAAGGAUAAUUGAGCUGUACGCCAAAGACCGUCAGUUUGCAGACUUUGUACGGCAGCAUCAAGUAGCGAUGGACAGAAGAGCGAGCUCUGAAACAUAGGAACGCUGGAGAGCCAACUGAUCACUGUGAACCUCAAGAAACAUGCCUUUGUCUUUGACUUGAGAAAGAGGAAAGUAUCUUCUGUUGCCAUGGUGCUUCUGAUGGACUCUGCAGAAUGACCAGAUGAAGAGGAUGGAUAUUUAAAAGAACGUCUUCUGUAUGAGGCGUGAUGUGCUGUUGCAACGUGUCACUGACUCUAUUUCUAUGACCUGACUUUUUUCUAAAGUUGGAGUGUAUUGUAAAUACUUUUAUUUUUGUUGUUUCAUUUUUUUCUUCGAUCCUCACAGCCAUCACCUUAUCCUAUGAGCUAGCCUCCUGCUCAGCUAGCCAUCAAACAUCUAGAUACAGUUACUGUCAAAAAGGUUCUCUGCACUGUUCCUCCUACUUCAUUUGUUGUGUCCUCAGUUAGUUUGGACGUGUGGGUCCCUUCCUGCUCUGUUCUCCCUAAACAUGGUCUUCUUCUUCUUCAGUGCCUUCACUUGGUUUCAGUUAGCAUUGUGGGGUGUUGUGUUGUGUCCUGAAAACGUGACGCGGCUGCUGGCAGGACCCUUGAAGUUCACUGGAUGUCACUGGAAGGCUAAUGUCCUGCAUGGAAACUAACUAACUACUGGUUGAAUCAACGUUGUUUCCACAUCAUUUCAACCCCAAAAUUCAAUGUGAUGAAGUUGAAUCCCCAUGGAAAACUGUUUGGAAUAGAAGAGACAUCAAGAGAAUUUCGUAUAUUUUUUUCACCCAUCUUUUAACCUAAAUCCAAUGACAUGGUGAGAUUUUUUGUUGAUUUCACAUUGAAUUCACGAUAGUUGACAACUCAAACCAAAUGUAAAUCAAUCAACUGACAUCUGUGCCCAGUGGGUACUGACUGGAUGGCACAGGCUAGCGCGAUAUAGCCCACCACUGAAAUGAUGAAAUAUCCUGGUUGCUGUAUUUACUUGAACAUGAUUUGUAGAUAAUAAAUGUAGACAUAAAUUGAUACUGUAUUUAACUGUUGCAAUGAGUAUAGAUUGAUUAACUGGAAUUGUGAUAGUUAGUAACCCCUCUUCGCCAUACCCAAUAGCCCAUGAAGACAUCGGAGUUUUCUAAUUUCUCAAAUCUGAUAUCUGCUGCUUUGGGUUAGUCCACGUAUCCAUGGUGAUCCCAAGCCUUUGUAUAUAUCAGGAGUCGACUGUAUUCAUCCAUAUGUUUUGAUGAACCAAAUGUCCUAAACCCGUUGAAAAAGGGGUUAAAUGUGUACGUUGUCUCUGUUGAUGUGUUUUCUAUGUUUUUUCAUAGUUCGAGAUUAACAGGACAAUGGUGUUAUGACCUGUGUUGUGUAUGUUAGACUUACUGGUUGAAAGCCAACAGACACUUUCUGUAAUAAAAUGUUAAUAUUUUUUACAAUA